UAGAUGCGCAUGAAGCGUCUCCAUCACUCCAUCAUAAAAAAAUGAAAGGUGCUAAUAUUGGAUAUCUGUUAUCGCGAAGGGACAUAUUUUUCAUGCAUGAAUUGUAACGGUUUUGGUUUUCUUGUCGUGUAAGGAUGUGGAACAGGCUUCCUGAAUGCCAGGUGCUGCUUUGGUGGCAUAUUUUCUUUCUCUUGUGGAGUACAAUUGACGGACAGACUCGCUAUACCAUCCCGGAGGAACUGAAACAGGGCUCUGUUGUAGGAAAUCUAGCCAAAGAUCUGGGCUUGGGACUGUCUGAGAUUUUUGACCGUAAAUUGCGCGUCGCCUCCGAGGCUGGGAAGCAGUAUUUCAGAGUGGAUGCGGGGAAGGGCGAGCUGGUCGUCAAUGAGAGGAUAGACAGAGAGACUUUAUGUGGACAAAGCGCGAGCUGCAUAUUACCGCUGCAGGUUGUCAUUGAGAACCCCUUACAGUUACAUCGUAUUGAGGUGGAAGUACGAGACAUAAAUGACAAUUCACCUACUUUCACCAGCAAUGACAUUACGUUAGAAAUAGCAGAAUCAACCGUUGUCGGUGUGCGUUUCCAUUUGGAAAGCGCAGAAGACGCUGAUGUUGGCAGUAGUGCACUAAAAUCGUACACUCUCAGCAAAGACGAAUGUUUCAGUUUAAAAGUAAAAGAAAUUGAGGAUGGGAGGAGGGUUCCUGAGUUGGUUUUAGAGAAGCCUCUGGACAGAGAGAAAAAAGCUACCCAUAAACUAUUAUUGACAGCGCUAGACGGAGGAAACCCCGUCAAAUCCGGGACUUCACAAAUUACUAUAACCGUUCUGGACAAUAAUGAUAACAUGCCUGUAUUUGAAAAGACAGUGUAUAAAGUUAAGAUUCGAGAAAAUAGCUCUAAAAGUACAUCUGUUUUGAAACUGAAAGCAACAGACGCAGACGAAGGUCCAAAUGGAGACAUACUGUAUUCUUUUGGAAAGCGCACACCUGAUUCUGUGCUAUCGAUGUUUGAAAUUGAUGCGUUGACUGGUGAAAUGUUUUUGAACGGUGAACUCGAUUACGAGAAGGAUUCCUCAUAUCGUAUUGAUAUUCGUGCGAAAGAUAAAGGAACGCCUGAAAUGGAAGGACAUUGUCGCGUGCAGGUAGAUGUGAUAGACGUUAAUGAUAAUGCCCCAGAAAUUGUCCUUACCUCUCAACCGAGCCCUGUGCGCGAGGAUGCACCAAGUGGCACGGUGGUUGCUUUAUUAAGCGUGCGGGACCUUGACUCUGGGGAUAACGGUAAAAUGACGUUACAACUCCCAAAGGGUUACCCUUUUACUCUGAAAUCGUCAUUUUCUAAUAAUUACGCACUGGUCACAAGUGAAGCUCUGGACCGAGAGAGUUUCUCACAGUAUAAUAUUGAAAUAACAGCCACUGAUUCUGGCUCUCCUCCCCUCACCACGAAAAAAACAAUACCUGUCAGUAUCACUGAUGUAAACGAUAAUCCCCCUAAAUUUAGCCAUCCCUCCUAUAAUGUGCAUUUGAAAGAGAAUGGUUUCCCAGGCUCCAUACUCUACUCGAUAUCCGCAACUGACCUGGAUUUAGGAGACAAUGCCAAGAUCUCUUACUCCAUCCUGGACUCCAAGGUGCAGGACGUGUCUGUGUCCUCCUAUGUAUACAUGAACUCUGAUAACGGCAGCAUCUACAGCAUGCACUCGUUCGACUAUGAGAAACUCAAGGUGUUUCAGAUUCAGGUACAGGCAAAGGACCACGGCUCUCCAUCUUUGAGCAGCAACGCUACUGUCCAUGUUUUUAUCCUGGACCAGAAUGACAAUGCCCCCGCUGUCAUUUACCCCUCCGCUGCCCUGGGCUCGCUCUCUCAUCAGAAGAUGCCCCGCUCUGCUAAAGCAGGCCACCUGGUUACCAAGGUGACGGCCGUGGACGCAGACUCGGGCCACAACGCCUGGAUCUCCUAUAAACUGGCGGAGGCCACAGAUGCGUCUCUGUUCAGUGUCAAUAUUUACACGGGGGAGGUGAGGACUAAACGCGCUGUGUCUGAGCAGGAUGACUCCUCUCAGAGGCUGCUAAUAGAGAUAAAAGACGACGGGGAGCCGGUCCAGUCAACCACAGUCACGGUGGCCAUACUGAUAGAGGACGGGCUACACGAACCCAUCUUAGACCUCCGACAGAAAGCGCCUGAGCCCAGUAAGAAAAACGGUAGAAUCACCCUCUAUCUGAUCCUCUCUCUGGCCUCGGUGUCCGUUCUUUCUGUGCUGACUUUUGUUAUCUUAACUGUGAGGUGCGUUAAAAACAGCAGCGGUAGUUGCUGCAUGAGACGGGCCGACUAUGACGGUUACACGAACCCCAACAGAAACCUGCAGAUCCAGCUCAACAGUGACGGGCCUAUUAAGUACGUGGAGGUCCUGGGAGGGGACAUGUUGUCUCAGAGUCAGUCUUUCAGGUCCUGCCUCUCUCCCAUGUCAGAGUUCAGUGAUUUCACCUUCGUUAAGCCCAGCAGCACCACUGACUUUAAGGAGAUGAUCAGCGUUCUAGACGCGUCUUUACCCGACAGCGCCUGGACCUUUGAGAGCCAGCAGGUGAGGAGAAAAAAUAUUUAUUGUGAUGCUGACCAUUUUGGCUUUACUUCGUUUAAUUUUCAUCGCAUUUACUGA
Messenger RNA from Osmerus eperlanus (European smelt), 2645 nucleotides. Its product is annotated as protocadherin gamma-C5-like. Gene Ontology annotation, cellular component: plasma membrane. Gene Ontology annotation, biological process: homophilic cell-cell adhesion. Bases 135 to 2645 code for a protein of 836 amino acids. Gene Ontology annotation, molecular function: calcium ion binding. The record is from RefSeq and is a predicted model, not a curated record. NCBI's taxonomy places the organism in Eukaryota, Metazoa, Chordata, Actinopteri, Osmeriformes, Osmeridae. The transcript has a single exon.